GGGGUUCUUCAAACUGGGGUCGAAGUGGGGGCAGAGGAAGAGGUUGGAGCUAUCGUGGUUAAGUUUGCUUCAUUUAUAGCAUAUACAACAAAUGAUUGGUCACUUCGAUGAAUUUUCUAUUUUAGAGUUUGGGCUGUGGAGAGUGUUUAUCUCAGUGCAGGUGGAUAUGAAAGGGGUAGAGGUGGAGGAGGCAGAGGCUAUGGCCAUAGCCGUGGAAGGAUGGGUGGCCGGUCAAGGGGUGGUGGCUACUGAAGCAUAAUCAAGGAUAUGGUGUUGCUUCCUCCUUUUUUCCCUUUAGGUAAAUGCUUGCCUUGGCCAGUUGGGAAAAUUAUCAGAAUAUUUUUUUUAGUAGAAUGAAACUAUGGGUUAUGU
Rubroshorea leprosula is the source of this 372-nucleotide messenger RNA. NCBI's taxonomy places the organism in Eukaryota, Viridiplantae, Streptophyta, Magnoliopsida, Malvales, Dipterocarpaceae. The record is from the annotation of a GenBank genome assembly.